UAGUAAACAAAAUAUAUGUAGUCUAUGUAUAAUUUAUAUGUAACAUAGUAUGUCUAUGAUUGGCCACUAUGCAAAUGAACCAAAUUUUCAAAUUUCUUUCAAAAUGUGUUUUGACAGUACAUACUAGAUACAUAAAAGCUGAAUUAAUGUUAAAAUUAGGUUGAUACAAAGACUACAAAAUAUUUGAAAAUGAGUAUGCUAUUUAAUUGUGGUGUUUGUUGUAUGCUUUUAAGUAUUUGGGCAGUAGUGCAACUGGUUGUCAUGGGAAUUUUCUUUAAAAUGGAGGUGGUUGCUUUUAUUGAAGAGGCUGAGCCUGAUCAUCAUGGCUAUGAAGAUUUUGAGGACUUCAUGAAGCAAACAGAACAAAAUUAUAGUCUAAUUGCUAUGAAUUGUUGGAUAGGCGCUGCAAUAUACUUAUUCAUGAUCGGCGUGUCCUAUUUAUGUAUAGUCAAGGCGAGGGCCAAGGAUAAAGCUUCUGCUGAUAAUUCACAAGAUGACGAGGCAUUUUGCAAAGAUCUUGCAAAAUCUAAGAAGUCCUAACUAUUUUACGUACCUACAGUAUUAUUUUCAGUAAGCAAUAAAGUUAUUUACCUCUAUUAUUUGUGUAAUUAACGUUAACGUAAUAUUUUAAUAUAAAAAUUAUGAAUCGGCAAAGCAUUGGAGUGUAGUAGGACGUAGGUACACCCGUACGCCUUGUGAAUAAAUGAUACAA
This is a messenger RNA of Pieris rapae (cabbage white), 712 nucleotides long. Its product is annotated as ribonuclease kappa. Gene Ontology annotation, molecular function: RNA endonuclease activity. The record is from RefSeq and is a predicted model, not a curated record. The transcript is spliced from 3 exons. NCBI's taxonomy places the organism in Eukaryota, Metazoa, Arthropoda, Insecta, Lepidoptera, Pieridae. The coding region runs from base 190 to 540 and encodes 116 amino acids.